AUGGCGCUCACGCGUGGUUCUCUCACCUCGUUCAAGGGCCCUGUCGAUGAGGGCUCUGCUAUCGAGCGCAAUCACCUGUCUCAUGACAAACUUGACAAGGCUCACCAGCCAACCUCUCACCCACCAAAGUUUGCCCUGCCGUCAAUCUCUACAACUAAGGCAGUGUCUACCCAAGGCCUUCGAUCCCUGGGACAGCUCGCUGGAUAUGCAACAAGUGAAGAAGACGAGCCAGCAAAACUUCCGAUACCACUAAUUAAGAAAGGCCGGCGCAAGAAGCCUGUUGCGUACAAAUCUGCUGAGACUGCGGCAAGCGAUAGCAGUGAGUCUCGAAGCAGCCGUCCUCGAUCUCGCCAAGUGCUCUCUUCACCAACCUUGGUUGCAAAACGCAAGCAACUUCAAACCUCAACUUCUCGCCGACAGCACAAGCGCGUUAUGGAAACCGUUACCCACAAAAGAUCUGAUAGCAAAGUGGGCAAGACGAAGAACAUGGCAGCCAAGAGACGUCCGAGUGAGCCGUUUGCCUCAUCCAGCACCGCGAAGCGCCCAUGCACGAAGGGCGGUUUCGUUGUCACGAGCAGUGACGAGAGCGAUAUCGAGGGCAGCGACGAGAGCGAUCAAGAUGACCGCAAGCAUGGCAAUCUUUCUAGAUCACCCGUCCCAAGAUCAUCCUGGGGACUAGAAAAACCAGACUCUUUUCCGGCCAGCUUGAGGAUUGAGUCUACUUCAACAAAUCUACCGACUAAGCAGUUGAACAAAGACCGUCUUAACGCGCUUUUGGGAAGAUUCAAAGGCACAAAGACGAAUACUAAGGAGAAGCGACCAUCUAUGCAUGUACAACAAUCCGUCGCAACAGCUCGCGCAUCUCCCGUUGCUACGGGUCUCACUGCACCACUUAACCGACAACCUUCAGUGCCUGUGCAGUCGACCGGCAGUAGCGAUACAAACCGUGGUAAACGACCCGCUGCGGUAUCUGAGACAAAACCAGCAGAAAGCCUUGAUCAACAGCCUAAAGUGAGGGGUCCAUCGAUGUCAACGACUAAGGGCAAACCAACUUCGAUCUUCCAAGAGACUGAGCAACCUAUCGCAAAUAUCAGAACCUAUGGUAGUGUACAAAAGCAGAUCAGCUCAAACCCCUUACCCCCUAGCGCCGCUAUUGAAGGUUCUUCGCCCAGCGCAGCAAUCCAACCGCGCAAGCUGUUCGAUGCAAGUUACGGGAAUGAUGCGUCAACUCACAAGGCCUCACCUGCUACUAAGCCUAUGAGUCUUCUCCAGUUGGCUUUGAUGGAUGCAAGAAAUGAUGGUACGGGUGGGCCAUCUUCAAAGGCUCGGACUAGUGGCCGAAACGAGCUGGAAAUUGCUAAAAGAAGUCCGAUCUCGACGUCUCCAGUCAGCAAGUUCAGGAAGACGGCUCAGCUACUUGGGAAAGAUCGCAAUACCGCUACGAACAUUACAGCACCUGAGAAGCACUCAUUUUCUCCAGGAGACGUUUUGGAGGUAUCGAGGCCUGAAACAGCGAAAAGAUCACAGGACCAGGCACAACCAUCUGCUUCAAAGUCCAGGAAAUCCACGCCAAACGUAUCAAACGCGGAUGCAGCUGACUCCAAAUCUGCUUCGUCAGCUCCUGGGCAGCCAGCUCAAAAGCGAAAAUUGGACAUCAUCUCCGAUGGAUCUGGACAAAUCACCGGUACAGCAUCCAAGAGGCCUACUCUGACCUCUACCACUGGUUCGAAGCGUCCAAAUAGUGCCAUGCCAGCAUCAGAGGAUGGCAUUACCCCUGGCUCAGUUGUAGCCCCGAGAACACAUUCGCGCGAGGUGCCUACGAAGGCCAGCGAGGUGCCUCCUUCCACCGCAAAAAAGGGAGACACACCCCACGGAGCGGCUUCUACACCUCGGCUAGAGAAAUCGUCGAACGAAUCAAUAAUCCAGAUGCCUGGAGGUUCGAAAAAGUCACGGGAAGCCAGUACAUUGAUGGACGUCGAUAGCCUUGACCAUACGACUACUGGUAUAUCAUCCGUUUCCAAGACCACUGAUGACAAGCCUGUAGAUGGACACGUAGCAAUCUUAAAGAAAGGAAAUAAUCUCCCAAUGAAGGAUCUGAAUCCUACCUCGUCAGCGAAGACGAUCGAUAGCGCCACCAAGACUGCUACGACACCACCCGUAUCAACACCCGAUCCAGGACUGCUUCCUUUGGAGACUACGAUAGACACGAAUGCGGAGAUCCUACACCUCAAUGGCCUCCCUGAUGUUUCCAACGAGGCACAGCCUUACUUUGAAUAUUCCGUCUUCCAAAAGACCUGGCAGGGCGAGCAGGUCGAAAGCACCCUCCCAGCGACUGAGAUCACCGUGCGACCCUUCACUAGCCUCGACGACGCAAAUGCGCAAGCCGAAAAAGUGUUCCAAGGCAAUUUCACCCUCUUUAACGACGUUAUCUUCGGAAAGAGCAACAAUCGGGACGAACACGGAUGCUCCAUCCUCACUGGCUCCAUCACACCUUUUGACAACCCCGCAAACACCUCCCACCUCAAGAUCUGGGUACAGCGCGACCUUGUAUCCGCACUCGCAAACCAGACCCCACAGGCAAUAAAGGGCACAUCGUUCAUCUCAAGCACAUGCUACAUUGUCCGCCUCUUCAAAAUAAUCACACAAGCCGACGCUGAAGACUCGUCCUCUUCCUCCUCAUCCGACGCCGGCACCGACUCCCCCGAUCCCCCAACCCAAGAACCAAUCCGUGCCUACCACGCCCACACCCGCCCUGAAAUCUACACCACCCUGUCCGCCGCGAACCGCGCAGCUCGCGCCCUUCAGAUUCAACUCAGCCACGAGAAAGAACCGAAAGAUGCGUUGAGCAAGGCCUUUCAGGAGAAGAACCUUCAAGAACUCAAUGCAAAGGUGGUUCAACUUCAGUCGACAUUGGACGAGGAAGGUGGGUGCUGGAAGAGCAGGUUCAACGCUUGUGGACUGGGCGGAGAUAGUCUGGAACUCGUGGUGGAGAAGACGAGUCUUUGCGGACCGAGGAAUCUUUGA
This is a messenger RNA of Alternaria viburni, 3024 nucleotides long. RefSeq lists its product as uncharacterized. The record is from RefSeq and is a predicted model, not a curated record. The transcript has 2 exons. Bases 1 to 3024 code for a protein of 1007 amino acids. NCBI's taxonomy places the organism in Eukaryota, Fungi, Ascomycota, Dothideomycetes, Pleosporales, Pleosporaceae.